Molecule: messenger RNA, 2227 nt
Organism: Bombina bombina (fire-bellied toad)
Lineage: Eukaryota; Metazoa; Chordata; Amphibia; Anura; Bombinatoridae
Gene: SGO1
Product: shugoshin 1
Exons: 10
Coding region: 147-2111 (654 amino acids)
Biological process (GO): meiotic chromosome segregation
Cellular component (GO): nucleus; chromosome, centromeric region
Source: RefSeq, a predicted model, not a curated record
CUGUAAUUUCAAACUGAUUUUGUAGUGCGUUUGUUUAUUCUGAAUAGUUCUUGUCCUAACCUUGGAUUGAUUAAUAGAAUUGAAACUGAAUCGCUUUUAGUCCUACACAUUAAGUUUCCACUGCUUGAAGAAUAUCCCUGUAGAAGAUGGCAAAAGAAAGAUGUGUGAAGAAAUCUUUCCAGGACAGCUUGGAAGACAUAAAAGAGCGCAUGAAAGAAAAAAGAACAAAGAAGCUGGCUAAGGUUAAGGUAGCCAGUGCAAAUAAAGCAUUAUGUUCCAAAGUGAAGAUGCUCAGCAAUACGUCUGUGACUGCAAAAAACUUUCAAGCCAAUAACAAAGCCCUUGCUCUUGCGCUGGAAGCAGAAAAAGCGAAAACAAGGCAAGCCCAAGAUCUUAUCCUGCAUUUGAAAAGGGAGCAUCAAAGGCUGAUGUUUGAAAUAUUUCUCUUGAGGAGGAAGCUAACCGUGCAACAAGGAAAAGAAUCUGCAGAGUUCAAGCUUGCUUCCUUGAAAGAAAUAAUUAGCAAAGUGACUCACAAUUUACUAGAGACUGCAAACCUUCUUGGUCCUGCACAUGCAUUGUGUUCUAGCGAUAAAUCAAAUAUUAACACCCCUGGCUUGACCUCAAGUGAUUCCAUCCCAAAUGGACUGAUGGACAUUCCACAGCCUGCUUCUGUUUCAGAAGCAAAUAAAACGUGUUUGGAUACAUUAUCGAAUUCAAAUACUUAUAAAAGAAAUCCCCAAGACAGUAUUCCAGAAACCAUUGAUAACAUAUCUGAAGGGAAAAAAUUACCCAAAGGAAGGAGGUCUGGUUUUGCAUCUGCUACUGAGGAAAAUGUAAAAAAUUCCAGUAAUUUUCUUAGGAACGUGUCAGUCAGACGUCGUCAUUCUAGCUUGAACAUCUACAGAGAGGAACCUGUUUUAAUAGAGCCAGUGGAAGAUCAUUUACAUUCAGGAUUCAGUGUGUGUGAACAAAAGAACCAAGUUAAUGGAGAACAUGCAUAUAAAGAUAGCACCGAAGAGAGAAUAGAGAAUGUCCAGCUUUUUGAAAAUCCCUUACAUGAAGACUUACCUGCUUUUGAAAAUAUGUCAGAAAUAGCAAGUUCAACUCCUGAACCAAAGCCAAAACUUAUUUCUAAUAAGCAAAAAGAUGAGCCUACUGUUGGAAAGGAGAGAUCAAGAAAAGGCAAGACAGAUGGGGGACAUGUUGUACACUUGAAAAAGCCAUGGGAAAAUGCGAGACCAAGGGCAAGGUCAAAGAGUAGAGAACGGGGUGCAAGUAAACACGCAAAGGAAAAAAUAGAUGCUUCUCUGAAUAAUGGAGAUGCUUACGACUUUGUCUUUGAGGAGAGUGUACAUGUCACGCCGUUCAGGCAAAAUAAGCAAGAAGACAGCCCGCAAAAAAGCAGUUCAGGUGAAAGUAGUAGUGAAGAAGAGCUGGAUGACAGUUUAUAUGUCCCCUACAGACAAAAAUCAAAAGCUGAAAAUGUUUCUUUAAGACCCAGGUCAAAACGUGGUGUAGCCCCACACAAUCUGCCCUCUGAAAGGAAGAAGAAUGACCGUUCACAGCAAGGAAAUGGAAGAAACAUUUCAAAGAAUGAAAUUAAAAUGAAAUCAGAAAGUGUUUUGGAGAUGAGCAGGACUUCUAUGAAAGAUUGUUUGGAAAUUGAGGAAACAUCCAUUCCAGCAUGUAAAAAAGAGACCAAUAAAAACAUAACACUUAAUGAAACCACAGUUAAAACGGAAAAUGGCAACCUCUAUCCUACAGAAAAAAAUACUGGUGAUCCUGCCCCACCAUCUCCACGCCUCAGCUUGUCUGAUGUUACAAACCUAUCUGGAUCCUCUGCCAUCAUAGACUCUAGAAAACUUUCAUACCCAUUUUUUAAUGGGAAUGAAUGUAGGACAUCUGGAACUCCGAUACGGAAACGCCGGUGCACAGUUACUGUUAAUUAUGCAGAGCCAAAGCUUUGCAGCAAACUUAGAAGAGGAGAUCCUUUUACUGAUACAGAAUUUUUACAUUCUCCAAUUUUUAAGCAGAAGGAUGCAAAGCGCAAGUCAUUUAAGAGGCAGUCACUUGCAAAAUAUAAUGAGGCAUUUGUAGGCUGCCGUUAAGUACAAAAUAAAUAUACAGCAUUGUGAAUUGUUCUGACUUUCUUAACCAUUAUCUUGGUUUGCCAAUUUUAAGAGAUGUUUUUAUGACUUCAUUAUAUUAAAGAUGAUUUUGUAAA